This is a messenger RNA of Rotaria sordida, 1365 nucleotides long. Lineage: Eukaryota; Metazoa; Rotifera; Eurotatoria; Philodinida; Philodinidae. The record is from the annotation of a GenBank genome assembly.
AUGGAAAAUUCAUGUAUUCAAUUAAAUGAUUUACCUGAUGAAAUUCUUAUGAUUAUUUUUAAAAAAUUGACUAAUAUGGCAGUACUUUAUUCCUUAAUAGAUGUUAAUAAACGAUUAAAUAAAAUUGUACAUGAUACUGCUUUUACGAAUCGUUUGACUUUGUACGCAUCUACAACAGAUGGUUUUAUUGUUCCAUUACCGGAUUACAUACUUGAUCGAUUUUGUUUACACAUCUUACCUAAAAUUUAUCAUAAAGUCAAAUGCCUUAAUCUUGAACCAGUUUCAAUCAAACGUAUUCUACUUGCUACGAAUUAUCCUAAUUUAACUGGACUUGCUUUAUAUAAUGUUCAAGAUGGAAUAGUGCUGGAUCUUUUGACUGAAUUACAUGUUGGUGUGAAUUAUUUUACCGAUAUCCUUUAUCUAUGGGAUGGACGUUUCAAUCAACUUCAUACACUUUAUGUUAAUGUUUGUCAAAUUCAAUAUCCAAAUCUAAUAAUUGAUAAUACGAAAAAACGACCUAAUUUAAAAUGCUUUUCGCUUUACUGUAUUACAGAAACGUAUGCUUAUGAUGACUUAAUUAUACCACUUUUACAUCGAAUGUCGAAUUUAGAAAAACUUUAUUUGUAUCUUUUUUGUGAAAGGGAAGUUUUUAUUGAUGGUAGUGAGAUGAAGAUAAAUAUUAUUAAUCAUAUGCCACGAUUGAACACAUUAACAUUUAAUAUUCAUUCAUCAAUUUAUUUUAAUAAUCAAAUUAAUUUAAAAUCAAAUGGAGAUAUUCAAAAAACAUUCAAAAAUUUUAAAGAUAAUCAAAUUAUCUCUUGUGUUGAUUAUUUUCCAAAGGCAAAAAAAUGUCAAUGUCAUAUUUAUUCAUAUCCAUAUAAAUUGAAACAUUACUAUAAUAUAACAAAUAAUUUUCCAGGUGAAAUAUUUAAAUAUGUUCGUGAAAUAUCAUUAUUUGAUGAACGUCCGUUUAAACAUGAAUUUUUUCUUCAAAUUUCACAAUCGUUUCCACUCUUGAAAAAAUUAACUGUGAUUAAUGGAAAACAACAAAAUAAUAAACAUUCUAGAGUAUUAAAAAAUGGCAAAGAAAAUUUAUCAAUCAUUAAAUAUCCUCAUCUUACUCAACUUGAUCUUACUCAAGUUCACAAAGAUUAUAUUAGACAAUUCUUAUUAGAUGCGAAAACAUGUUUAUCUAAUAAUGUUUAUCUUCUUAUCGAUUAUAGACUAACGAAAAAAGUAACACGUAAUUUUACAAGAAAUAGAACACGAAGUAAUUGUGCAAAACUCAGUUACGUAUUUUUCUCUAGAAGACUAGAAUUUCCUGAACAUUUAAAAGACUAUUUUCCUUAUGCAGAAAUAUUAUGA